AUGGGCUCCGUGCUGCCCGGCUCCUCGCUGGCUCUGAAGCCGGGCUUCAAGCCGCAGCAGCCGCUUUCCCUGGCGGACAUCAUCACCUCGGACAUCCUGCACAGCUUCCUGUACGGCCGCUGGAGGCACGUGCUGGGCGAGCAGCACCACCACCAUCCGCACCAGCAUCACCUGCAGCACGAGGACCGCACCGCCCCGAGCGCGAGCCCCAAGACUGCGUUCACCGCCGAGGUGCUCGCGCAGUCCUUCUCCGGAGAGGUGCAGAAGCUGUCCAGUCUGGUUUUACCCAGUGAGGUGAUAAUUGCCCAGAGUUCAGUCCCAGGAGAAGGUUUGGGUAUUUUCUCUAAAACCUGGAUUAAAGCAGGAACAGAGAUGGGACCGUUCACCGGACGCCUCAUCUCACCUGAGCACAUCGACCUGUACAAGAACAACAACCUGAUGUGGGAGGUAUUUAACGAGGACGGGACAGUCAGGUAUUUCAUCGAUGCGAGUCAGGAGGACCAGAGGAGCUGGAUGACGUACAUUAAAUGUGCGAGGAACGAGCAGGAGCAGAACCUGGAGGUGGUUCAGAUCGGCAGCAGCAUCUUCUACAAAGCUGUGGAGACGAUCCCUCCAGACCAGGAGCUGCUGGUCUGGUACGGAAACUCCCACAACACCUUCCUGGGAAUCCCUGGAAUUCCUGGAGGAGAUGAUGAACAGAGCAAGAAGAGCAAGAACGAUGACUUCCACACCUGUGAAGGCUCCUCUUCCUCCUCCUCCUCCUCCUCCUCCUCCUCUUCCUCCUCCUCCAGCCUGGGCCGCAUGCGUUGCGUCAUCUGCCACCGCGGCUUCAACUCCCGCAGCAACCUGCGCUCCCACAUGCGCAUCCACACCCUGGACAAACCGUUCGUCUGCCGCUUCUGCAACCGCCGCUUCAGCCAGUCGUCCACGCUGAGGAACCACGUCCGGCUGCACACCGGCGAGCGCCCGUACAAGUGCCACGUCUGCCAGUCUGCGUAUUCGCAGCUGGCCGGCCUGCGGGCGCACCAGAAGAGCGCCAGGCACCGGCCCACCGGAGACCCCGGGGCCCAGGGGGGAGGCGUGGUGGUGGUGGGAGGCGGAGGAACAGGAGGAGUUCACUCACCUCCUCCUGUUCCUCACCCACCACAGCUGACCACCGUGCCUCACCCGGCAUCACUGGUUCAUCAUAUACCGACCAUGGUGCUGUGAUGGGGGGACAGACAGACAGAUAGACAGGCAGGCAGACAGGCAGGCAGGCAGACAGACUGACUGACAGACUGACAGACUGACUGACAGACUGACACAGACGCAUCUUUAAAGUUAAACGUCAGCUCCAACACUGAGACAAACUGAGACAGGUGGAAUGUGGCGGUAGUCUGGUAGUGAGUUACCCAGGGAGCCAGCUGAUCAGUCCUGCGGUCAGUCUUUAAUGAAAGGCUGAAUCCCUCCAAACACCUGAGUCCCUCAAACGUUUUCAGCAGAUGUUUGUGGUUAAAUACUUCAAAAGGUUUUCAGCCUCUGUUCGACUGAUUUUAUCUGCCUGGGUAAUAACUCACACACAGACUCCCCACGGCCGCACUCCCCACGGCCGGUCUCCCCACAG
Molecule: messenger RNA, 1603 nt
Organism: Toxotes jaculatrix (banded archerfish)
Lineage: Eukaryota; Metazoa; Chordata; Actinopteri; Toxotidae
Gene: prdm12b
Product: PR domain containing 12b
Exons: 6
Coding region: 1-1209 (402 amino acids)
Biological process (GO): neurogenesis
Cellular component (GO): nucleus
Molecular function (GO): histone methyltransferase binding
Source: RefSeq, a predicted model, not a curated record